Molecule: messenger RNA, 2389 nt
Organism: Momordica charantia (bitter melon)
Lineage: Eukaryota; Viridiplantae; Streptophyta; Magnoliopsida; Cucurbitales; Cucurbitaceae
Product: Cyclophilin-like peptidyl-prolyl cis-trans isomerase family protein
Biological process (GO): protein peptidyl-prolyl isomerization; protein folding
Cellular component (GO): cytoplasm
Molecular function (GO): peptidyl-prolyl cis-trans isomerase activity; cyclosporin A binding
Source: RefSeq, a predicted model, not a curated record
AGAUUCAAAUACCAAAACCCAACACACUUCGACGAAACCUCAGGCAACACAGCCGUUCUUCUUGGUGGAGUAAGAAAUUCUGUGCGGCAAAGCUAAUUUCCGAGCUCUCCUCAAAGCCAUUCGUUUCCAGAUACGUUCAAUCUAAGCUACAAGUAAUGAGCAAGAAGAAGAAUCCACUUGUAUUCUUGGACGUUUCAAUCGAUGGGGAACCAGUGCAAAGAAUUACUAUUGAGCUCUUUGCUGAUGUUGUUCCUAAAACUGCAGACAAUUUCAGGGCACUCUGUACAGGUGAGAAAGGGAUUGGGAAGACUACAGAGAAGCCUCUUCACUUCAAAGGAACAUUUUUCCAUCGAAUAAUUAAAGGGUUCAUGGCCCAAGGUGGUGAUUUUUCAAGGGGAAAUGGGACUGGUGGUGAAAGUGUCUAUGGAGGAAAAUUUUCAGAUGAGAACUUCAGACUAAAACAUGAUGGGCCUGGCAUUCUUUCCAUGGCAAACAGCGGUCCAAACACAAAUGGAUCACAAUUCUUUAUAACGUUUAAGCCCCAACCUCACCUUGAUGGGAAACAUGUUGUCUUUGGUAAAGUUGUGAAGGGAAUGGAUGUUGUGAAGAAAAUCGAGCAGAUAGGAACAGCUGAUGGGAAACCUGGGCAGCCUGUGAAAAUUGUAGACUGUGGUGAGCCAUUAGAGAGUAAGGGUCAAAUUGUGGUGAGAAAGGAAAAAGAGAAAAAGAAAAAGUUGAACAAGAUUACAUCUUCAGAAUCUAGCUCUGAUGACCAAGUGAGAGGCAGACAGAAGAAGUCCAAGGACCGAAAAAAGAAGAGAAGAAGAUACUCGUCAUCUGAUUCAUACAGCUCUGAUACUGAAUCAGAUUCGUAUUCGUCAGAUUCAGAUUCGUCACUUUCUGAUUCUAGUUCCUCGAGUGAUGGAAGGUACAGGAAGAGGAGAUCCAAGAAAACAGCAAAACCCCAGCAUGGAAGGAAAAGAAAAGGUCGACAAAGAGAGAAGAGAGGUCGAUUAGGAAAACGUUCAAAGCGCAAGGCUAAAUGGAGCUCUGGGAGUUCAACUGACACAGGGAGUGAGAGUACAAGCGGUAGCAGUAGUAGUUCCGAUAGUGACAGAGUUGAUCGCCGUGCUGCUAUCCGUAAAAUCAAAGAUUCGAUGCAUUCUGAGACUAAAUCAAAAGGAAUUAUUGAUGAGAAGGAAUCCUUGAAUCCUGUUACUGAGACUGCUGUGGAAAAACAGAAAAAUCAGGACGUCAAUUUAUUACAGGAAGAAGGUGAACUGUCCCCAAAGCAUGAAGAUAUUCUGAACAAUGGUCAUAAAACUGAACCUGUGCAACUUGAGAGAUCUGCUAAUCAACGCCCUGUUUCAGAUGGCUCUAACUAUUCCAGGAGCCCUACCCCUGAAAGGCCAAGAAACAGCCCCAGGGGCAAUCUUAGUAGAAAUGCUGAUAAAACAUUUGGAAGUCCUGGUAUGAAGUAUGGCGAGCGGAAUAGGACAAUGCGUUCACGGAGCCCAGUUCGUAGUCCUGUUAGAAAAGCUCCUGAUCCUUCUGCUUCUAAUCAUGGUCAAACUUCAUCAAGAAGCCUCUCUCCAAAUGGCACUCCAAAACGUGUUAGGAAGGGGCGUGGUUUUACUGAGCAGUACUCAUUUGUGCGUCGUUACCGAACUCCAUCACCUGAACGUCCUCGCAAUUAUGGUGGUAGAAAUAUUUAUGGAAGAAGUCGUAAUGGGUAUUCAAGCUACAGAAGCAACCGCGAUUGGUCACCUGAUAGACGAUAUCGGAGCCCACCUAGAGGCAGGAGCCCUCCAAGAUACCGGAGGAGGAGCCGAAGUGUUUCACGCAGUCCAGAGAGUCACCGUGGUCGUUACAAAGAUCGUAGCAAGAGUAGGAGUCCAGUACGAAGCCCUAGCCCUUCAGAAAAGCGAACUCAGAUAAGUGAGAGACUAAAAUCACGUCUUGGACCGAAGAAAACUUUUUCCCCAGAGAAAGAAAGGUCGCGAUCGGGGAACCGCAGCUUGUCGCGUUCGAGAUCUCCAGACAAACGUCGUGACGCAGCUAAUUCUGCAUCUCCCAAACGGUCUAGAUCCAGAUCCAGCUCCUUGUCUGGACAAAAAGGGUUAGUUUCAUAUGGAAAUGGUAGUCCUGAAUCCUGAUAAGGGGAUAAUCUUGUACUAAUUAAUCUGCAAGUUAAAAUUAUAGGAAUGCUAAAACGCUUGUCCUUCCUUAGACAUGAUGUUUGUAAUUUCUGUAGUGUAGUGAACUGUCUCUUGAUUUUUUUAUAUUUAAUUUUGCUUAUGUUAUUUUUUUAGCCCAACACUUCAUAACCUUGACUGACUUCUCUGGGGUAGUCUUCAUAUUUUGACCUUAAUUUUGAUUUGUUCAUAUA